UUCUUCUCUUGGCUGGAAAUUCUUCACCUCAACUUAUUUAUGGGAAUCAGGACGAUAUCUUGAAAUGUGAACCCUAAGUAUCGAGAUUGUUAUUCAAACUAUACAUGAGAUGAUAAAAUAGUAAAUUUAGACGUGGUUAGCAAGCUAACGGCGUCGAUUUGUACGGCAUGGGCAACAUUCACUGUUGUAUACUGCCAUCACCUCAAGGCCGACCCACCAACACAAACGAGCCUUAUGGGGGCUUUGCAGAAACCGGCGAAACGCUAGAGUUGCCUCAUAUAAGCGACCGAGAAGACCUCUCCGAUCAUCGUGGGACUUUGUUUAGUCAGAAAUCCAAUUCAGGGAAUGGUCUGAUAGUUGUGGCUGGAAGACGUUCCAUGUCAAUGAUUGCAGAUUCAAGAAGAAGAAAUGGGUCAAAUGCAAUUGAUUCAAAGACAUUGAGAAAGUGUAACUCAUGCUCAACAAUCUUUAUUGAUGACAGUACUGUCAGUCAACCAAAUCUCAAAUCUACUAUAAAAUGUGUGGCCUUAGCUGUAUUUUAUCACAUUCGACACAGGGAUGACAAUGUACAGAGCUUGGAUAUAUUCGAUGAAAAGCUCCAUCCACUUACACAUGACCCUGUACCAGAUAAUUAUGAUAAAAUAGACCCAGAGAGCCGACAUAUCUACAAAUUUAUUAAAACAUUGUUCCAUGCUGCACAGCUGACAGCUGAAUAUGCCAUUAUUACUCUUGUUUAUCUUGAAAGACUGUUAACSUAUGCCGAAAUAGAUUUACAUCCAGGAAACUGGAAAAGAAUACUUCUAGGUGCAAUACUCUUGGCCUCUAAAGUAUGGGAUGACCAAGCUGUAUGGAAUGUUGAUUAUUGUCAAAUAUUAAAGGAUAUUACUGUUGAAGAAAUGAAUGAACUAGAGAGAUCGUGUUUAGAAUAUUUACAAUUUAAUAUAAACGUCCCUUCCAGUGUAUAUGCAAAGUAUUACUUUGAUCUUCGAUCACUGGCAAAUGCCAAUGACAUAAGCUUCCCUCUGGAACCUCUCAGCAAAGAAAAGGCCUCUAAACUUGAGGCAAUGUCGAGAGUCGAACAGGACAAGGAUGAAGGAGCUUUAUCCCUGAAACGAUCAGCAAGUCUCAAUAACCUAUCUCCUCACAGAAAAAGCUUUGCAAUUAUCUCCUGAAUCAAUAUUAUUGUCCCAUAAGAAUGCCAAUGAAUAUUAGCCCCAAUCUAUGGACAGAAACAGAGGUAUCGCUUGGAUAAAGUGAAGUGCGCAAAAAUGGGUCGCACCGUCUCAAGGAGAUUGCUGUUGAACUCCACAAAGUAGUCAUUAAUAAUCAAUUAUUUCGAAUCAAAUCGUCAUAAGUUUGAAUCGAAGAACUAGUAAGUUCGGACACCAACUAAGGAAAUUGUUAAAAUAAUUUGAUGUAUAAUUUUCGUUGAAUUGAAAGAAAACACAGUAAGUUUAUGAGCGAAAACAGAGAAACGGCUAAAAUGUUGGGAACGAUAUCUUUUUUUCAGAAAUCGGCAAAGUGAACAAUAUAGUUAAUGAAUUAUAUUAAGUUUCACUCGUUCAAGACAAGUGAAUGAAUGAUUUUUUCUUGAUUCUAGUUUGGGUAUACAAUUUGUUAAGGUACUUGUAUAGUUCAAUUAGCACUAGUUAGACGAAAACGUCCAAUCUUAAAAUUUUGUACUUUCGUUUUAUUUUAUAAUUAUUUGAGCAAUAUAGACGUCAAGUAAGGAAAGUAGAUUUAGGCUAGAUUUUAUAAUAGUACGAAAAUCAAGACAUUUUUAUAUCGAACUUGCUAUGUACAGAGUAUUUCGUCCAAAGGGACCUUCUUACAUUGAUAAAAGUUUAUUUUACCGGCAUUUAUGCUUAAUCUAAUGGUAGCAGGUUGUACGUCAUGAAAAAUUGUUGCGGUCUGAAGAUUUACUAGGACUUACGAGAUCGCAGACUUGCGCAGGAAAACGAGGCAUUUCCGAAGAUUGUUUAUAGUGCAUGUGCGAGCCUGCGAUAUUUUCCAAAGCUGCAGCACAUCAUUUCUGAAAGUGUGUACUGCUAGCAGCUAUCAACGCAGUCAACUUGCUACCUAACCUUAGCUUAUUUUCAGAAUGAGUUUAAUUACUGUAUAAAUCCUAGUAGGAUGUAUCCAAACAUUAAUAGAUGUACAUAAUUAACCAUGUUCACAAUGAAAAUCCAAUAUGAAUCUUGAAAAUAUUAUUUGUUCAAUUCCAAGAUGGACAGACCACGCCCAUUCUAAUGCGUUUGGUGGAGACAGUGGUAUCACUCUCUUGAUGACGUAGAACAGUAAUCACCGAAAUGCAUUGACGUGGACGUGGUCUGAUUGUAAUAUUUGAACUAUUGUUCAUAACCAGUCUGCGUUGAUGGACCUACGUUUUUUCGGGGACCGUCAGCAAAGCAGGGCUUUUUUGGCCUUCACAGUAGGCCAUAAUCAUCACUACAGUUGUCUUCUUUCAAUAAGCGAUACCCAUUCUUUGAUUCGAGACUUUCACUACGAACUAAUGUUUCGUCUGGGAACUCGAAGGACAAGUGUAACAUAGCUAAAACAUUUGUAAUUUCAACAAAAUGAACUUCAAAUAAACUUCUGUCACAUUCAUUCA
Molecule: messenger RNA, 2611 nt
Organism: Exaiptasia diaphana
Lineage: Eukaryota; Metazoa; Cnidaria; Anthozoa; Actiniaria; Aiptasiidae
Product: cyclin-Y-like protein 1-B
Exons: 11
Coding region: 168-1172 (334 amino acids)
Biological process (GO): regulation of canonical Wnt signaling pathway; regulation of protein kinase activity
Cellular component (GO): plasma membrane
Molecular function (GO): cyclin-dependent protein serine/threonine kinase activator activity
Source: RefSeq, a predicted model, not a curated record